Molecule: messenger RNA, 3757 nt
Organism: Theobroma umbraticum
Lineage: Eukaryota; Viridiplantae; Streptophyta; Magnoliopsida; Malvales; Malvaceae
Gene: MSH1
Product: MUTL protein homolog 1
Biological process (GO): mismatch repair
Molecular function (GO): mismatched DNA binding; ATP binding
Source: RefSeq, a predicted model, not a curated record
CAGAGAGCAAAAAAAAAAAAAAAACCCUAGGAAUUUCCUGAAAAUCUUAUCCGGUUCAAUUCUCUAAUUUUCCCACCACACAAGGCGAGAAUUGAGAGGCUGUUUAACCAGCAUGUACUGGUUAGCAACGCGGAACGCCGUCGUUUCAAUCCCUAGAUGGCGUUCUCUUGCCCUUCUCCUCCGUUCCCCUCUCAACAAAUACGCCUCCUUUAAGCCCUCAUCGCUUCCCCUGGACAACAGUGGAAGACAGUUUGGGCAGAUACAUUGUUUCAAAGAUAAGAAGAUUUUGAGAGAAACCACCAAAGUUACUAGGAAAUUUAAGGCGCCCAAUAAGGCCAUAGAUGAUAAGGAUCUUUCUCACAUAAUUUGGUGGAAAGAGAGACUGCAGCUGUGUCAGAAACCUUCCACUCUCAAUUUGGUUAAGAGGCUUGUGUAUAGCAAUUUGCUUGGUGUGGAUGUUAACCUGAAAAAUGGCAGUUUGAAAGAAGGAACACUCAAUUGCGAGAUUUUGCAGUUCAAGUCAAAGUUUCCACGUGAAGUUUUGCUCUGCAGGGUUGGGGAUUUUUAUGAAGCCCUUGGAAUAGAUGCUUGCAUUCUUGUUGAAUAUGCUGGUUUGAAUCCUUUUGGUGGUUUGCGUUCAGAUAGUAUUCCAAGAGCUGGCUGCCCUGUUGUGAAUCUUCGACAAACUUUGGAUGACCUAACACGAAAUGGUUAUUCAGUGUGCAUUGUGGAGGAAGUUCAAGGUCCAACACAAGCUCGUUCUCGUAAAGGACGUUUUAUAUCUGGGCAUGCACAUCCGGGUAGUCCUUAUGUAUUUGGACUUGUUGGGGUUGAUCAUGAUCUUGAUUUUCCAGAACCAAUGCCCGUUGUUGGUAUAUCUCGUUCAGCAAGGGGAUAUUGCAUAACUCUGGUUUUAGAGACUAUGAAGACAUAUUCUUCAGAGGAUGGUCUUACUGAAGAAGCAUUGGUAACCAAGCUGCGAACGUGUAGAUACCAUCACCUGUUUCUGCAUUCAUCGUUGAGAGACAAUUCUUCAGGAACUUGUCGUUGGGGUGAAUUUGGUGCAGGAGGCCUGUUGUGGGGAGAAUGCACUACCAGACAUUUUGAAUGGUUUGAAGGCAGUCCUGUCACUGAGCUGUUACAUAAGGUAAAGGAGCUUUAUGGGCUUGAUGAUGGGGUUACUUUCAGAAAUGUCACUGUUCCUUCAGAGAGUAGACCCCGUCCUUUACACCUAGGAACAGCAACGCAGAUUGGUGCCAUCCCAACAGAGGGAAUACCUUGUUUAUUGAAGGUGCUGCUGCCAUUAAAUUGCACUGGGCUACCUGCUCUGUAUAUUAGAGAUCUUCUGCUUAAUCCUCCUGCUUAUGAAAUUGCAUCUACAAUUCAAGCAACUUGCAAACUUAUGAGCAGUAUCAAAUGCUCAAUCCCCGAGUUUACUUGUGUCUCAUCUGCAAAGCUUGUGAAGCUACUUGAACUAAGGGAGGCCAACCAUAUCGAGUUUUGUAGAAUAAAAAAUGUUGUUGAUGAAAUACUGCACAUGCAUAGAAGCACGGACCUCAAAGAAAUUCUGAAAUUAUUGAUGGAUCCUGCAUGGGUGGCUACUGGGUUGAAGAUUGACUUUGAGACACUGGUUAAUGAGUGUGAAUGGGUUUCAGAGAGAAUUGGUCAAAUGAUUUUUCUGGAUGGUGAAAAUGAUCAAAAAAUAAGUUCUUACGCCAAUAUUCCUGGUGAAUUUUUUGAGGACAUGGAAUCUUCAUGGAAAGGUCGAGUCAAGAAGAUCCAUAUAGAAGAAGAAGUUGCAGAAGUUGAAAGGGCAGCUGAGGCCUUAUCUUUAGUGGUUACUGAAGAUUUUCUCCCCAUUGUCUCAAGAAUAAAAGCGACCUCAGCUCCUCUUGGUGGCCCAAAGGGAGAAAUAUUAUAUGCUCGAGAGCAUGAAGCUGUUUGGUUUAAGGGCAAACGGUUUGCACCAGCUGUAUGGGCUGGUACUCCUGGCGAAGAACAAAUUAAACAGCUUAAGCCUGCUUUAGAUUCAAAAGGUAGAAAGGUUGGAGAGGAAUGGUUUACCACAAUGAAGGUGGAGAAUGCUUUAACGAGGUACCAUGAUACUGGUGCCAAGGCAAAGGCAAGGGUUCUGGAAUUGUUAAGAGGACUUUCUACUGAGUUACAAACUAAGAUAAACAUCCUUGUCUUUGCUUCUAUGCUGCUUGUUAUUGCAAAGGCAUUAUUUGCUCAUGUGAGUGAGGGGAGAAGAAGGAAAUGGGUUUUCCCUACACUUACAGGAUUCAGUAGUUCUAAGGGUGGAGAAUCAUUGGAUGAAACAAAAGGAAUGAAGAUAAUUGGCUUGACCCCAUAUUGGUUUGACAUGUCAGAAGGCUGUGCUGUGCUUAAUACAGUUGAAAUGCAAUCAUUGUUUCUUUUGACAGGACCAAAUGGGGGUGGUAAAUCAAGUUUGCUUCGAUCAAUUUGUGCAGCUGCAUUACUUGGAAUAUGUGGAUUUAUGGUUCCUGCUGAAUCAGCUUUAAUUCCUCAAUUUGAUUCAGUAAUGCUUCACAUGAAGUCAUAUGAUAGCCCAGCUGAUGGGAAAAGUUCAUUUCAGGUAGAAAUGUCAGAGCUCCGAUCCAUCAUUAGUGGAGCCACUUCAAGGAGUCUUGUGCUAGUAGAUGAAAUUUGCCGAGGGACAGAAACGGCGAAAGGGACUUGCAUUGCUGGUAGCAUCGUUGAGACUCUCGAUGAAAUUGGCUGUCUAGGUAUCAUAUCCACUCACUUGCAUGGAAUUUUUACUUUGCCACUUCGUACCAAAAACACCAUAUAUAAAGCAAUGGGUACAGAAUAUGUUGAUGGGCAAACAAAACCAACUUGGAAGUUGGUAGAUGGGAUCUGUAGAGAAAGCCUUGCAUUUGAAACAGCAAAGAAGGAAGGAGUUGCUGAGACAAUAAUACAAAGAGCUGAAGAACUUUAUUCCUCAGUCUAUCCAAAAGCAUUAUCUUCUGGAAGAUUUAACACACAACUGGCACAGGUUGGUUCUGAAGGCGCCCAACUUCUAUCAAAUAGGACUCAAGCAGCAUCUCUCUGUCAUAAGAGUAAGCCAACAAACAGAAUGGAAGUCUUACAGAAGGAAGUUGAGAGUGCUGUUACCUUAAUAUGUCAGAAGAAGCUAAUGGAGCUCUAUAGGCAGAGAAACACAUUGGAACUUCCAGUCUUGAACUCUGUUGCUAUUGCUGCUAGGGAACAGCCUCCUCCUUCAACUAUAGGUGCUUCUUGCUUGUAUGUCAUGUUCAGGCCUGAUAAGAAACUAUAUAUUGGAGAGACGGAUGAUCUUGAUGGUCGAGUUCGUUCUCAUCGUUCGAAGGAAGGGAUGCAAAAUGCAACCUUCCUUUAUUUCAUUGUCCCAGGGAAGAGUAUUGCCCGCCAACUAGAAACUCUCCUCAUCAACCAACUCUCAAGUCAAGGCUUCCCACUCACCAAUCUGGCCGAUGGCAAGCAUCAGAAUUUUGGCACAUCCAGUCUCUCAUUAGGCAGCAUAACUGUCGCCUAAUGAGUUAAAAAGGAACCAUGGUUCAUGUUUCCAUCAAAUGUAAAUGUAAUUUUUGUGACAACAACAGAUUUCGAAUCCAUGUAACAGUGGCUGCAGCAAUUUUGCUUUUGAUUUCAGUUGCUCCACUUACUGUGUUGUACAUGCAAUCACCCAUGUAGCAAAGGGUAAAAUUUUGUAAUUAGAACUUAUCAGCAUGUAUCUAUGAGUCCAUUUUGAGGUGUA